CUAACAUUCAUCGUUUUGCCUUGCGUCGUCACGGCGGCUAGUGCUUUAUCGGGAUGAGAUUGUACUGCCUCAGCGGUGACUUAGCAAAACCAUGCUACAUCAUCACAUUCAAGGGACUCCGCAUAAUGCUGGACUGCGGCUUGACAGAGCAAACAGUUUUAAACUUCCUGCCAUUACCCUUCGUCCAAAGCCUGAAGCUUUCUAAUCUGCCGAACUUUGUGCCCAGCAGCGACCAUGAUCCUCAAAUGGAUGGUGAACUCAAGGAGUGCUGCGGCCGAGUGUUUGUGGACUCGGUGCCGGAGUUCAAUUUGCCGAUGGAUAAAAUGCUCGAUUUUAGUGAAUUAGAUGUCAUACUUAUCUCAAACUAUCUAAACAUGCUGGCCCUGCCGUACAUUACGGAGAACACGGGCUUCAAAGGCAAGGUCUACGCAACGGAGCCAACGCUACAGAUUGGCCGAUUUUUUCUCGAAGAGCUGGUGGAUUACAUUGAAGUGUCGCCAAAGGCCUGCACGGCACGUCUGUGGAAGGAGAAGCUUCAUUUGCUGCCCAGCCCAUUGAACGAAGCCUUUCGUGCAAAGAAGUGGCGCACUAUUUUCAGUCUAAAGGAUGUCCAGGGAAGUCUAUCUAAAGUGACCAUCAUGGGUUAUGAUGAGAAAUUGGAUAUACUGGGCGCCUUUAUAGCAACUCCCGUCAGUUCUGGCUACUGUCUGGGCUCCAGCAAUUGGGUGCUGAGUACUGCGCAUGAGAAGAUUUGCUACGUGAGCGGCUCCUCGACGUUAACAACGCACCCGCGUCCCAUCAAUCAGUCGGCACUCAAGCAUGCCGAUGUACUGAUUAUGACCGGCUUAACGCAGGCGCCAACAGUUAAUCCAGACACAAAGCUGGGCGAAUUGUGCAUGAACGUGGCACUGACGAUACGUAACAACGGCUCAGCUCUGAUACCAUGUUACCCAUCGGGCGUGGUCUACGACUUGUUUGAGUGCCUUACGCAGAAUCUAGAGAAUGCCGGUCUCAACAAUGUGCCCAUGUUCUUCAUAUCGCCAGUGGCGGACAGUUCGCUGGCAUACUCCAACAUUUUGGCCGAAUGGCUGAGCUCGGCCAAGCAGAACAAAGUGUAUCUGCCCGAUGACCCCUUUCCGCACGCCUUCUACCUGCGCAAUUCCAAGCUGAAGCACUAUAACCAUGUCUUCUCUGAGGGCUUCAGCAAGGACUUCAGACAGCCCUGUGUUGUGUUUUGCGGUCAUCCUAGCCUGCGUUUCGGUGAUGCUGUGCAUUUCAUUGAAAUGUGGGGUAAUAAUCCAAACAACUCGAUUAUAUUUACGGAACCUGAUUUUCCAUACCUGCAAGUAUUGGCGCCAUUCCAGCCGCUGGCUAUGAAAGCCUUUUACUGUCCCAUCGACACCUCACUGAACUACCAGCAGGCCAACAAGCUGAUCAAGGAGCUAAAGCCCAAUGUGCUGGUUAUACCGGAAGCAUACACAAAGCCACAUCCCGCGGCGGCCAAUCUGUUUAUUGAACAGCCGGACAAGAAAAUCAUUACCUUCAAAUGCGGAGAGAUCAUCAGGUUGCCACUAAAACGCAAGCUGGAUCGCAUUUACAUUGCCUCAGAACUCGCACAGAAGAUAUUGGCACGUGAGGUUGUGGCUGGUGUCUCGCUAUCCACACUCACGGGUGUGCUGCAGGUGAAAGACAAGGUGCACUGCAUCCAGCCGUGUGCAGACAGCAUCAAAGAUGAGCCCACUACAAGCAGCGGUGGCCUGAGCGCUGCGCCCUCCAAAGAGGAUGUGCUUAAGAAUGUCAAAUAUGAGUAUGGCAGCAUCGAUGUGGACGCACUGAUGAAGCGUUUGGCUCAGGAUGGUUUCUCAAACAUCAAAAUGGAUCGCAGCGGCGGCAAUCUCACGCUGCAGCUGAUCAAUGAAGACACCACGAUCAAGUUCGAGGACAAUGAAACUCACAUUAUAUGUGGCGGCAAGCCAACGACGCGUCUCAAAGUACGCGACACGCUGCUAAAGUGCUUACAGAGUUUCUAGAAAUCUUUAAAUAUAAAAUGUAUUACCUUUUA
This is a messenger RNA of Drosophila novamexicana, 2062 nucleotides long. It is a transcript of the gene IntS9, whose product is annotated as integrator complex subunit 9. Gene Ontology annotation, biological process: snRNA processing. NCBI's taxonomy places the organism in Eukaryota, Metazoa, Arthropoda, Insecta, Diptera, Drosophilidae. The record is from RefSeq and is a predicted model, not a curated record. The transcript is spliced from 3 exons. Gene Ontology annotation, cellular component: integrator complex. The coding region runs from base 54 to 2030 and encodes 658 amino acids.